GCCGCCUGGUGCUCCAGGUGCAUUUCCCGAGAGCCUGGGGGCCGCGGUGGCCUGGGAAGAGUGGCCCGUCUCGGAUCUGGUUUUGCCACGUCUCUACGCCCCGUCCCCUGGACGCCAGUGAGCCUCAGAAUCCAGGCUCCCGUUCUGGCCACUAUCAACAUUAGCUGGACCACAGAGCAUCCUUGAGUCUGAUGUGCACUAGAGUGUGAGUGCUGAAGGCUUCCUUUCUCAUGGCAAGCUGGAGAAACUGAGGCUCAGGGGAAGCCACUUUGAUAUCCCGGGCAUGUCAGAACUCUGAGACCUGCGGAGACCGGAGUGACCCCAGCUGCCUCGCCCAGCCUGGUGUCAAGAUGCUGAGCCUGAAACUCCCCAGGCUGUUCCGCAUAGACCAGGUGCCCCAGGUGUUCCAUGAGCAGGGCAUCCUCUUUGGCUACCGACACCCACAGAGUUCCGCCACUGCCUGCAUCCUCAGCCUCUUCCAAAUGACCAAUGAGACCCUCAACAUCUGGACGCACUUACUACCCUUCUGGUUCUUUGUGUGGAGGUUUGUGACUGCACUGUGCGUGACGGACAUCCAGAAUGACAGCUACUCGUGGCCCAUGCUUGUGUACAUGUGUACCAGCUGCGUGUACCCGCUGGCGUCCAGCUGCGCACACACCUUCAGCUCCAUGUCCAAGAACGCCCGCCACAUCUGCUACUUUCUGGACUAUGGUGCCGUCAAUCUCUUCAGCCUGGGCUCAGCCAUUGCCUACUCUGCGUACACAUUCCCUGACGCGCUGAUCUGCAGUACCUUCCACGAGUGCUACGUGGCCCUGGCUGUGUUGAACACCGUUCUCAGCACCGGCCUCUCCUGCUAUUCCAGGUUUCUUGAACUGCAGAAGCCCAGGCUCUGCAAACUGCUCCGGGUCCUCGCCUUCGCCUACCCCUACACUUGGGACUCACUCCCCAUCUUCUACCGGCUCUUCCUGUUCCCAGGGGAGAGUUCAAGAAAUGAAGCCAUGUUGUACCACCAGAAGCACAUGAUCAUGACCCUCCUGGCCUCUUUCUUGUACUCCGCUCACCUGCCAGAGCGGCUGGCUCCUGGACGCUUUGACUACAUCGGUCACAGUCACCAGCUGUUUCAUGUGUGCGUGAUCCUGGCCACCCACUUGCAGAUGGAAGCCAUCCUUCUGGACAAGACCCUGAGGAAGGAGUGGCUCUUGGCCACCUCCAGACCCUUCUCUUUGCCUCAGAUAGCAGCAGCCAUGCUUCUGUGCAUUGUCUUCAGCCUCAGCAACAUUAUUUAUUUCUCAGCUGCUCUGUAUCGGACCCCUGAGCCUGAAUUACAUGGAAAGGAAACAUGAUCAGAACAUGCUGG
This is a messenger RNA of Meriones unguiculatus (Mongolian gerbil), 1357 nucleotides long. It is a transcript of the gene Paqr5, whose product is annotated as progestin and adipoQ receptor family member 5. Gene Ontology annotation, molecular function: signaling receptor activity. The record is from RefSeq and is a predicted model, not a curated record. NCBI's taxonomy places the organism in Eukaryota, Metazoa, Chordata, Mammalia, Rodentia, Muridae. The coding region runs from base 351 to 1343 and encodes 330 amino acids. Gene Ontology annotation, cellular component: membrane. The transcript has 9 exons.